UAUCAGUCGUGGCAGUAGAAGCUAUCAGACAUGCUGGUAAUAAUUCUGCCUUUUUUGCUAGCCGCGCACGUAGCCGUGGACGAAUCGUCCUAUAAUUCUGAUUGGCAACGAUAUGGCCUGGAAUCCACUUACGACGUUCUGGUGAACAUGUCGCUGUCUAAUAUCGUGCAUCACAGGGACAAUUUCUGCUCGAUGCUCGCGACGGAGCUGAAGUGUCGAUCCAAAGGCAGCGACACUCUAGGAUGUCGUUUCGCGAAUGGAAGAAUCGUCAGACCCGAUCCUGAAGACGACCGAUGCACGAACGCGAAGAAUUUCGUUCCGGUGAGCAACAGAUUCGUCGACGAACAGCCUUUCGAGGUUAGAUUCAACUCGAGAGGCAUCGAGAACCUCGUCGUCUCGAGGAGCAUCGCUAGAUGGAGGCUGGACAUGAUUAGAGCAAUCAUUGGUCAACUGAACGUCGGCUUUGAACUGGAAAAGGGACGACAACGGUUCGUUACCAUGGAGAACUCGAGUAUCGGGUAUUGCGAGGUGGAGAUCAGAAUGUCAAGGGCGGGGUAUGGCAGAGAGGACACCGUGGAACGUCACCGGCCAUUCGAGAUUGUCUUCGAACCGGACAGGCCUGACAUGCUGCCCUUGAACAGGGCGGUACUGCAGAUCGAGAAGGUCAGGAAACCGAAGAGCUGUCCUAAUAGGAAGAUAUACUUCUUUGGGAACCAUGAGGACUUCAGUGGGGGACAUAAGAACACUUUUAUGGAUAUGACAACAUCGUUAAGUUACAUGCGCAUAUCGGAAAGAGGAAUGCAUUCAUACACAGAAUCAACAGGAAUUAUGAGAACCUUGAACAAGCCUAGGACAAUGCAACUUCAUCAAAAGAUAAGCGUCACGUUGAAGGACAUAAAUCCUGCGCACUAUGAUUUCCCAGAGAUUGUGGAUCCAGCAUCAACCAGUUUGUACGCAUAUACUAACCUAGAACGAAUACCUGAAGAAACACAAAUGGGGUGAUGAUAGAGGAUUAUAUUUAAAUAUGAUCGAUGAAGGGAGAAUUGUACGAAUGUCUUCGAUGGAGGAUAAAUAUAACUGUUG
Messenger RNA from Megachile rotundata (alfalfa leafcutting bee), 1083 nucleotides. Its product is annotated as vitellogenin. Gene Ontology annotation, biological process: lipid transport. Lineage: Eukaryota; Metazoa; Arthropoda; Insecta; Hymenoptera; Megachilidae. The record is from RefSeq and is a predicted model, not a curated record. Gene Ontology annotation, molecular function: lipid carrier activity.